AUGCUCUACGCUGCUUGUCGUAAUAAUGACAUUAAGAAAGUCAAACAACUGCUAAAAACUUUGCGCGUUGAUGAGGUUAACCGGACGGAAACUAAUUCUAGUACAGCGUUGCAUGCAGCAGCAUACUAUGGACACGCUGAGAUUGUAAAAUUAUUGCUAGAUAGUGGUGCAAGUCGAUCUAUAAAAAAUAGAUUUCAGUUGACACCUUAUGAAGAAGCCAGUACCCCAGAGAUAAAACAACUAUUUGAACGACGAUCAGAUAGUGUACGUUUUGUUAGUCUAUCUAGUGAAAUUGAAUGGUUAUUUAUUGAUCCAAAUGUCAUUGGAAAAUCAGCUGAUUAUCGCAAACGACUCAAACGUUUAAGCAACAACUUAGCGCAUUCAUGUCAACUAAUUACCGAAUGCUAUUUGGAUAUAGAGUUACGUGAUAUUACAGGUAUUGAUAUCAUCAAAUGGUAUUUCUAUAGAGCAGCUCAAGAAGAUAAUCCAAUGUAUAUUGUUAAGGCUUAUACAGCAGAAACUGAGUUUUAUGCUCGUCUUAACAAAGACUUAGCUGCCACCUCGGAGGACAUUCUCAAUGUCAAGUUGAUAUCAUUUAAUAAUAGUUUUCAGAAAUAUUGGUAUACUAAUGGAAGAAUAGCUGGCAUCAUAGCUGAACAUCCGAAACUGAAAAGCUAUACGUUUAUUGGAAAAACCUAUCGGGGCAUGCGACUCACUGACUACGAUCUACUUCAUUAUAUUACUGGUACUCGUGUUAUGAAUAAAUCGUUCCUGUCAACCACAAAAGAUAAAGAGAUAGCCAGUAAAUUUGCAGAAAAAAUGUCUUUAAUGGAAAGUACCAACAAAAAAUAUCCGACGCUUUGCAGAUAUGAAAUUAUAAAUAAUCGUACAGCACUGGAUAUAGAACAAUAG
Messenger RNA from Didymodactylos carnosus, 912 nucleotides. NCBI's taxonomy places the organism in Eukaryota, Metazoa, Rotifera, Eurotatoria, Philodinida, Philodinidae. The record is from the annotation of a GenBank genome assembly.